UCAUUUUCACGUGAAAAAAGGUUAUUAUGCUCCGUUAACAAUGAAAGGUACUUUAUUAAUAAACAAUGUUUUAGCAAGUUGUUUUGCAAAUGUUAACAAUCAUCAUUUAGCACAAUAUUAUAUGGCACCUUUUCGUUAUUAUUAUAAAUUUGCUCGAUUUAUGUCUUUAUAUGAUCCAUUUAAUAUUAACAAAACUGACGGUUUAUAUCGGACAGUUAAUAUUAUGCUUUACUUUGCACGCUAUUUUAAAUCUGAUGCAUUAUGUUUAUGA
Rotaria sp. Silwood2 is the source of this 271-nucleotide messenger RNA. The record is from the annotation of a GenBank genome assembly. NCBI's taxonomy places the organism in Eukaryota, Metazoa, Rotifera, Eurotatoria, Philodinida, Philodinidae.